GAGGGGCGGCUGUUUAAGGUAGCUUACGUUAGCCACUCGUCCAUGUUCCUUUUUAGCGCACGGUCGGAAACCAGUGUUUCUUUUAGUCUGAUAUGAUAUUAUAGUCAAAUUUCCUCUUCGACUCGUCUCGGUCGACGUGUAUGGAUCGUCAGAAGUCAACGCGUCUCUGAACAGACUCACAGGUAACGUAACGAAAAUGCCUCUUCACGGUAAGAUAGUCGUGAUCAAGCGGAGCGGAGGCGACGGGACCGAGUUUCCGCUCACCGCCACAUGCUUGUUCGGGAGGAAGCCGGACUGUGACAUUCGCAUUCAGCUUCCUCAAGUCUCCAAGGAGCACUGCAGAAUUGACCUGAAUGAAAACAAAGAGGUCGUUUUGACGAAUUUGAGCUCGGUGAAUCAGACCCGCGUCAACGGAGAGGUUCUGCAGCAGUCCGAGCGUUUGAAGCACGGAGAUGUGAUAACCAUUAUUGACCGUUCUUUCAGGUUUGAGUAUCCUCCAGCGCCGACACCAAAGAAGAGGUCUUCAGUGGGAGGAAAAACUGACACACUCAAAAUUCGUCAAGAUCAGCAAGUGGUGGACACGGUCACUGUUGAAACAGGUGAAAAGAGGAACUCUGAGGUGUUCACAGAUGGAACUAAUAAUGACAACAUCCAGCGAGCCCUGGAGAAAACGGUGGAGGUGGAGUCCAAGGAGGAUGGUAGCCUGCUGCAAGAAAAGACCAUCUCCCCCUUCAGUGAUCUGUAUCAAAUGAUCAAAAGGUCUUUGGAUGUCAAGACUCCUCGGAAAUCUUCUGCCAGUCUGCUUCAAACACCCACCUCAAGGUUUUGUACUCCAUUACCUGCUUCAGUCAGGAAAAAUGAUGGACAAGCUGCAAUUUCCACAGAAGACAAAAGCACUCCGAAGAAGGAUGAAACUGAAGUCUUCCCCGAAGCUGAUGAAACCAAGGCAGAGGUUGAGGGUGCUGGUAAUGGGACCCCAAAGUCUGCUAAGAGGCAGAGGAAGUCCGUCCAGUUAGCUUCUGAAAACCCAGGACCUGCAGCUGAAGAACCUGAUCACACAAUCAAGUCUGAAGCAACUUCACCUCAGAGGAGAAACCGUGCAACCCCUCAGAGGUUUACUGUGUGUGAGGCUUCCGCUCAAAGGCCAAAGUCACCAAUGAGAAGAAGGAGCAAGGAGGACACACCGGCCAAACCUGCAGUGUCAAAGGAACAGGAGCCAGCGGUGGCCACUGUCAACACAGAGCCUCUUCGAAGGACAUCACCAAGGAACGCGGGGAAAGCUGAAAAGGCGAAAGAGAUGACCAAAAAACGCAAAAGUGGAGAACUUGCGGCUGACCUGCCCACGCAAAAAAUGAAGAAGAAACGCGUUUCCUUUGGACUUCAACUGAGCCCAGAGUUAUUUGACAAACGUCUGCCUCCCGACUCUCCAUUACGUAAGGGAGCUGCCCCGCGGAGAAGCUUGAGUCUGUAUAGACCCAAACAGUCACUUCUUCGCAGAGCAUCGGUCAUUGGCUUACUAAAGGAAUUUGAACAAGAUGUGCAAAGUCCUACAAAAAAGGGGACACCAUCCCCUAAAAAGUCAUCAAGCCCCAAGAAUGCUUCUCCUAAGACCCCUACACCUGGAAAGAAAUCCCCCAAAUCAAGGUCCUCUUCUCCCAAGGCAGCAUCUCCUGGAAAGAAAUCGCCAAAGUCUCCCUCAACCCCCACAGUGCAAGGGCGCUUCUCUGUGUCUCGCAUCAGCACGCCAUCUCCGAUUGCAGAAGAUGUUGUUCCUGACCAGAUGCCUUUGGUCACCGUUACCCCAAAAAUUCCUCUGAGGAGGAAGAGCAUGAAGAGCGCCUCACGGAAGACACCAAGUGUGGCCAAGAGCGCUGCAAAAAUAAUGCGUAGGAGUGGUUUUUCACGGGCCUCAAUGAAAGUCCAAAAUUCCUGGGCAGAAGUUGUGAAAUUUGGUCAAACUAAGGUUCAAGUGGCUGCUCCGGCUAAGAAAACGGCCAGCAAGAAGAGCACUGUGAAGAAAGCCGUGUCCAAACCACAGACACCUGCAAGAAACCCCUGUUGUCACGUCAGCACUGGACAUGCUGAUUCGCCCAUCACCAUUGUUGUGGGCAGAGCUUACAAACAAAAGGCGUUACAACCAACCGGAGCUGCACCACGAGUGGUCACCAAUACCGCACUGUUCAGAAAGAACAUGAAAAUGGACGAGGACUUGACUGGAAUUUCUGAUAUGUUCAAAACCCCCGUAAAUGAAAGGAAGAGGAGAUCUGUCGCCUGUAACAGUGCCACCGAGACGCCAAUGGGAGUUUUGGGAACAUCUGUGGCAGAACCAUCAGUUCUAAACACACCAGAGGGGCCAGGGGAAAUGAUAGUGUCUCCACUGAAUGUGGCAUCUGCAUUGAUGGGCAGCAGUUACAACAGUGAAGCAGUACAACGCCUCCUUAAUGAAGAUCAAGACUGUAGCUUUGUCAGUGAGAUCCCUGCCUCAGAGGUUCACUCUGAUGAAUCGAGUGAGCAGCAGUGCAACGCUGUGAAGACGACCCCUGUGAAAACUCCCAAGCAGAAACCAGAACAACCAGAGUGUCUCACUGGAGUCAAGAGGAUCAUGAAGACUCCAAGACAGAAAGCUGAACCUGUGGAGGACAUCAGAGGAAAUCUUCUGGUAACUCCCAAACAGAAGCUUGAACAACAAGAGUGCCUCACCGGAGUGAAGAAAAUUUUCCAGACCCCACAACAGGAAGCUGAACCUGGUAAACUUCCAGAGCUCGUGGAGGAACCUCCAACUGAUCCUUCAGGGCGACUGGAACCAGAUGAGACUGAAGAUCAAACUCCUCCAGCUUGUGAUUUAGACACAGCAAAAGAACUAGACUUUGCCAACGAGGAGCCACGAGAAGAUUCUCCUUCAGAUGUGAUCGAUGUUCUCAGGGUUGACAUUGCAAAAGAAGCUGAUGCGGAUGAAGUUGUUAAUAACCACACAGAAGAGGUGCCAAGUGAACACAAUAAUGACGAAUCCUCAGAUGUCAUGGAAACGAUCUCUCAGACGACUGUUGACAAGAGCAUACCCGAGGAACAACCCAAAGUAGAAGCUGCCGCUGAGAGCAUACCUGAGGAACAACCCAAGGAAGAAGCAGUGGUUGAGAGCAUACCUGAGGAACAACCCAAGGAAGAAGCAGUGGUUGAGAGCAUACCUGAGGAAGAACCCAAGGUAGAAGCAGUGGUUGAGAGCAUACCUGAGGAAGAACCCAAGGUAGAAGCAGUGGUUGAGAGCAUACCUGAGGAACAACCCAAGGUAGAAGCAGUGGUUGAGAGCAUACCUGAGGAACAACCCAAGGUAGAAGCAGUGGUUGAUGGUUUAUCUGAGGAACAACAGGGAAUGAUUGACACUACAGCUGGCGAAGUCACAGAAAUGGACACAACUGCUGUGGAUCCCGUCCAUGAGAAGAAAUCUGUUCGAGGUCGCAGGGCAAAAGUGGUGGAAUCUGAGGCAGCUGAGGAUGAACAAGAGGAAACAGAACAUUCUGAGGAACCAGCCGCCCCGGCUCCAGUCAGAGGAAGAAGAGGGAAGAAAACUGAAACCACAGUUCCAUGCACUGUUGGACAAACGACAAGAACAAGAAAUGCGAGGACAACUGAACGCAGGGAUGAUGAUCUUGCAGUGGAAGAAAGUGCCCCUCAGCCUUCUAAAGUUGCCGUUAAGCCUAAAAGAGGAAGAAAUGCCAAAAAGGCUUCAGAUGAUCAGGCUGACAUGGUGCAAGAGGUUGCUACUGAAUCUGAAAUGGUACCAGAAGAAGAGAGCAAACCAAUCCCCCCAGUGGAUGUCGACCACAAAGCAAGUGACAGUGCAGCACCUCAGGAGACAAUUGUGUCAAAGCCCAAGCGAGGGAGAAAAACUAAACAAGAAUCUGACCAGUCUCAAUCGUUGCCAGAGCAGCAAGAUGUGCCUCAUGUUUCUCAAGCUGAUGUGGACAAAGAUGCAAAUGGAGUCUGCAGUGACCAGCUGGAGAUGGUACCCAGUGGAAAUGAUGAAAGUAAAUCAGUAGACGCAAUGGAGAGUGUUCCCCAUGCACCUGUAAUCGAGAGUUUACCUGAAGCGGACGCAGAAACUUGCAAAGUCACAGACACGGAUGAAGCCAUCGUUGUGAAGAAAACCGUUAGAGGCCGAAGAGGAAAAAUGGUGGAAUCUAAAACAACAGAAGAUAAACAGGAGGCCAAGGAACUUUCAGGAGAGCCUGUGGCCCCUGUCCCAGUCAGAGGAAGAAGAGGGAAGAAAGCUGAGGCUACUGCAACACCUGCUGUCAGACAAACCACAAGAACCAGAAAUGCAAAGGCUCAAGGGAGCGCCUCUGAUGACAAACCAGAAACUGUCCCAGAGAAAUCCCUGGAAACCGGACCCGAGACUGAGAUUUCCACCAAAGCUGUGAGUGAUGAGACUCCUCUUAUAAAUAUCAGUCAAGAAGAAAAUGAUUCUGCGUCCCCUGCAGAGGAAGCUGUUGUGAAGCCCAUUCGGGGAAGAAGAACCAAACAAGCACCUGUUGAGCCACAUCAGCCAGAACCAGAGAAAAAUGAAGUGAGUGAUGAGCCAAUUACCAUUGUUGGAAAACCUAGAAGAGGGAGAAAGACGAAACUUGAUACCACUGAACAAAUAGAGAUUGCAGAAGACGCAGUUGUUGUUGUGGAGACUGAGCAGCAGCAGCAGCAGUGUCAGCUUCCAGUCAGGGCCAAGAGGGGAAGAAAUGCCAAACAGGAAGAAGAAAAGCAAGAGAACGAUGGCGAGACCAUUUCAACUGAGACUCCUGAAGCCCAAGAGCCAGUUAAAAAAUUGAGGAGAACCAGGAAAACUGAGGAAGAACAGGUCAAACCAAGCGAAGAAGAAGAAGAAAUCCACACUGAUGAAAUGGUUGUACCCGUUGAGGCUGAAGCGUUACUAGUUGCUGAACCACUGGAGAUGAAUGAGCCGGCAACUCUGACCACAAAACCCAGGAGAGGCGGACGUAAAGCCAAACAAUCCACUGAGAAUGAAACCGCUGUUGUGUCCACGGAGGUUCAAGAAGCGCCUGCUGUCAAACCCAAACGAAGUAGGAGAGGAAAAGAGGUGGCUGAAGAGGUUGAAGUCACUGCUGAAGUUCCAGAGGAGAAAUUGGACCCUGAGCUGGAGGCUGAGGAGGAGAAAAGUGUUGAGCCAGACGCUCCAGUCAUUAAACCUACCAGGGCAAGAGGGGUGAAAACUUCUGUGAAAAAUGAGGUUCCACAAGUCGUUCCAGUCAAGAGGGCACGGAGAGGGGCUGCUCCUUCCCUCGACGACACCAGUGCAGAGUCCACAGUCCUGGUUUCAUCGUCUGUUCCAACCUCGGUGGAGCCAGCUAAAAGAGGAAGGCGGCCAGCAGCAAAGCCCACAACAGAAGAACCAACCGUGAUCGGUGACCAGGGAAAUCCCUGCGACGAUUUAGGCAGUGCUGCUGCUGAAGACAUCAAAGUGUCCAAGAGAUCUGUCAGGUGGAAAGCAGACAAGGAAGUCUUCCAAAUUCCAAAAGCAACACCCGUAAAAGCUGUUCGAGGCAGGAAGUCAAAACUUGUUGAACAAGAUGACACCAACAAAACUGAAGAGAAGGAUCUCUCAGAGGAAGUUGUUGAAGCUCAGCCCAUCAAGAGAGCCAGGCGAGGGGCAAAGGUCGCUGAUGAAACUGAGUCCUUGAGUACAGUGGACCCCAAGAAAGGUGCUGAAGCUGAGACUCAGCCGAAAACCCGAAGAGGAAGAUCGGCGAAGAAAUAAAAGCAUAUGUAUAUAUUCUUAACCAAAAGGAAGUUUUUCCCUCAUAACAUUUUGUGUUUGUCAUAUUUUAGACCUUACUGUGUUUUAGAAGCUAGUUUUGAGUGAAAAUCGAGCACUAGAUAUUUUUUUCUCCUCUCCAAGACGGCAGGGAAAUUUGUCUCAAAUGUUCAUUUAAUGUCAAGUUGUAUGUAAUUCAUGACUGAUUUUACAACAAUUUUUUAUGGUGGAAAAAAGUUAAUUAAAUUGUUUUUACAAUGAA
Scophthalmus maximus (turbot) is the source of this 6026-nucleotide messenger RNA. It is a transcript of the gene mki67, whose product is annotated as marker of proliferation Ki-67. Gene Ontology annotation, biological process: regulation of mitotic nuclear division; regulation of chromosome segregation. Gene Ontology annotation, cellular component: chromosome; nucleus. The coding region runs from base 197 to 5767 and encodes 1856 amino acids. Gene Ontology annotation, molecular function: protein binding. The transcript has 17 exons. The record is from RefSeq and is a predicted model, not a curated record. NCBI's taxonomy places the organism in Eukaryota, Metazoa, Chordata, Actinopteri, Pleuronectiformes, Scophthalmidae.